AACGCCAGUGAAAGGUUCGCGCCCAAUCUCAGUAUUUCAAUGUCGCACUCUUGGCACUCGUUGCUUGUUACUUCGUCAACACGACCAGUACCCCUUCGCGCUCGACAACUUCCUUUCCACCGCGCCUUCCUGCCAUCACCGCAUCACGGUCGCGCCAUCGACGCUGCCCCCUCGACCGCACAGCCUCGUCACGGGCAACACCUGCAUCCGUAAUGUGUUCUUAUCGCUACAUCUACUAUUCUCGCUGUCGUCACGCAGAGUUCAUCAAGGUCAACUACUGCGACAGGGCUAAGGAGCUUGGAUGGCCGCAGUGGGAUAGCACUCGCUACCUUCAAGAUCAACUGCAGCGUCACGCCAACGCGCCAGGUCCGUCAGUGCAGGAUCGCGCUCGCCCAUCCACCCAAGGAAACCGAGAGUGGUCACGCCCUUCAUCAGACACUGGCUCUCCGCAUCAUCAAACACAACACUAUCUCGGGCAUCCUCAAGUGAACGGUAUGGCUACGUCGUCCGAGCACGGAUUGGCGCAUAGCUGGGCAGACGACGUCUCUGCCCCGGAUGAUGAGGCGAAUCCAAAUGCCUAUCUCAUCCCCAGGUCGACUCAAACCGACGUGGUCGCGCCAGGCCAUCCAGAUUACCCCGCUAGCCACGAAUAUCACCAUCAUGCAUCUCUGGCUAGUUGCGCACGUGAUACAGAGGGCGGAAAUAUGCUGGAAAUAGGCAUUCCCAUGAAUACUUACUCGUCCAUCUCAAUGGAGCUGAGACAUCAAGACGAUGACGCCUGUACUCGCGCCUCCAGCUCGGCUACCGUCCGUCAUUAUGAAUCCGACGUAGAGACCCUUCGAGGUUCUCCCGCAAGCCUGUCUGACCCACAGUCCUCUGGACUGCUCUUGCAGAGCAGCCCAGCCCGAGAUACAGAUCAGAGCAUUCAACUCCGGGAUACGCACUCCCGAUCCUCUAGCACGUUUGAUUUCGACGCGGGAGACGGAGAGGCUGCUGCGAGCCACGAUGCGGAUUAUAGUACUAAUCACAUAGAGCAGGGUAGCCCUCGUAACCCACGAAAGCCUAUUCCUCCACAAUGGGCUGCCGCCAAAUCAAAGGCUCCAGUGCUGAGCACGGCAAAGCGUGCUUUGGAGCGAGAGUCUCGAAAGAAGACUUCCCAUACUGACCUUUCGACGGAGUCUAGAACUAAACUCUUUCGAGGCGCACGUAGCUCUGUCGAUCUUGAUAAACAGCAAGGUGGAGACGUGACCACGUUUCUCACCAAGGAUGCCGCCGCUGCAGUCGACGGCGACAUUACCUCUUCGCGAGCCAGUAGCACAAUUCGGUGUACAACUUCAAAGGCCACCAUAAAGAGCCCCGCCGGAUCGCCUCUUAGGGAUCAUACAAAGCACCAAUCGAGCAUCAAGAUUACAGCGUCACCAAGCAGGACCCCAAAGGCGCCAGCCCAUGGGCCUGAUUUAGCAGAAGCCAGUGCGAGUGGCCGAUCUGGACCUAGCUCAAUCUCUUCGGGAUAUACUCCUUUUGAAACGGCAAAGCAUUCUCCAAUAUCGGAGGUGAGCAGCUACAUGUCGGCCCUUGAGUCCCUAGCUGAGCAUGUCCUCGAUGUGGAUGUUCAUACUCCUGAUUUGCGCCUCGCUGAUAAAAAAAACCUACAGGAGGCAAUUAAGACGAGUGACGGCAAGAAGACCCAAAAUCAGCACCGUCGGGGAAAGUCAGAGCCCCACUUCAUGGCACCCACCGCGGCUGGAAAGGCGACGCAACCCCCGAAACUCUCUUUGAAGAUUCCACACUCGAAAACACUUGCCACUGAUCGCAAACCUCAUUUCACACUGGGUUCUGCUGCAAGUUCAGCGUCUGUCUCGCCGGGAUCCCCUUCAUCAUCGCGGAUUCCUCGGAAAGCCGCAUCCUCAAAGACUAAUCAAGAAAGUGGCAGCUUGGCCACUCCUUUACGUCCUGGCCUUCUGAAGCGAGCGAAGUCGGCAAAGUCUCUCUCAUCCAAAGAAAGGCCACGCAGCGUUGCCGGCGAUAUCGCAGCGAAUGAACCUGCAUCAAAAGAGCCUUGCGACAUACCUCUGCCUACCACUCCUGGUAAUGCAGUCCCUUUGCGUCAUGUCAAAACCUUAGACAGCAAAGGUACAACACCCAUCAUCUCUCGAGCCUCUCCAGUGAUAUGCUCAACGGCCACAUCCACAGCCACCACCUUAGACAACUCUCUAGAGGAGGAUAAUGUGACUAUCAGCACGACUCCUACUGACGAUCCGCUACUAGAUAAGCAUUUACUAGUUACUUCUUAUCUCGAGAAACAUGUUCCCGGCCAAGGUGAGGGAGCUCACCCAGACUUUAAGGGCAUCGCGUCCGCUUUUGAGGCACAACUCGAUACAUUGGCGCCUUUCAACGGUGACACGAUGGCUUUUUUGUUUUCGAAAGCAAAGAUUGAGAGUACGGGCAAAAACCCCAAGAGUGAAGAUUGGGUACCAGGAGUAAAUUCUCAGAAUCGUGACACAAGAGUGGCUAGCGACGAGACGGUAAAGGCUUUACAAUUGUCUAGUUCAGAGGAUUAUAUGCUUAACGAUCCGGCUAUCGUCUUCAGCCGCAAGAAGUCUGAAUCUUCUGGUGCUGCUCUAUCAGAUACAGCUCAUGAGGAGAUCUCUUCUGUAACAUCAGCCGGUACCGAGUACAAUCGAACGGCUGAAAUAUGGCGUCACACUUCUCCAGUGCGGGGAAGAAAGCAACAAAAUGUCUCUGAAAGCAGUUUGCGAAGAAGUAGUCAAGUCUCUUUGCGCUCAAAUGUUCCCUCCCACUUGCGCGCAACUGCACCCGACUUCGUCCCACAACAACAGGAUAACACGGCUACUCGGCCUAAUUUGCCAACAGAGUGGACUAAUACGCAGGCUGAACCCCUCUACGGGCAACCCUUUGCUCUCGAUCCAAAUGGCAUUCCGUACUUCUAUGGCAUGUACCCAGUUGCACUUGGACCAGGAACAGUUUUCGACUACACUACCUAUCGAGCACCGUCUACAAGCCCAUCAAAGAAAAAAGGUAAAGGAAAGAAGAAAUUCACCCCGAACAUGCGGGCUCGAGGUCGGGACCAAAGAAACAAUCCUCAACCUUCUCCAACGAAAGGUGGCGAGGAAGCAAACAGCAGGCAGUCAGGUAGUAAAGCAACCGAGAAGACAGAAGAUGUUGCGGCCAUAGGCGAUGCCACACCCCGCCCAGCAUAUACGAUUCUUGCUCAGGGUCUAGAGUUGACUGCUGGGGAGGUUUUUACGGAGUCCUCCUCCACGGCUUCCAGGAGCCCCACUCCGUUUAGGUACCAGCUUGAAACCAUAACACGCCAGACAGAGGAGCGACCUGCGAUCGACUGGUCCGCCAUCCCCAACGUUCAGAUAUCGCGACCCCGGCAAGGAUCCCACAAUACUCCCCAGGCCCCUCUCAGCUUCCGUGGCUAUGGCAAUCCUACUUACAACACCACCAAUGCCGGCUUCAGCCACUACACCAUGCCUGCUCCGCCACACUCUCGCAACUAUCUCGGAAGAUAUCCAUACCGUCAGCAAGGCGGUAACGGUCUCUACGACCGCCCCGGUUACAGUUAUGGCUACUCCGGUCGCAAUCGCACCACGGCAGCUGCAGGAGUCCCACUAAACUCUACAACCCCAUUCCCGAACCCUGUCCCGCCACCUGGUCCCCCGAGAAGCGGUACUCCGAAGGAAUACCUGGGGUAUAGUGUCGGUGGCGAUGAGACGCCGCGUAAACCGAGCCAGACCUGCCGUAGGAUGGAUAUUGUGAUGCCGGCUACGGAGAUGGUAGGGGGAAUUUCUUGCAAUAAGUGUGAGCCGGAUCACUGAGACAUUGGGGCGAGUCGAGUCCACGGAGUUUAGUUCAGC
Molecule: messenger RNA, 3884 nt
Organism: Lindgomyces ingoldianus
Lineage: Eukaryota; Fungi; Ascomycota; Dothideomycetes; Pleosporales; Lindgomycetaceae
Exons: 4
Coding region: 213-3845 (1210 amino acids)
Source: RefSeq, a predicted model, not a curated record